This is a messenger RNA of Mobula hypostoma (lesser devil ray), 2277 nucleotides long. RefSeq names its product zinc-binding protein A33-like. Gene Ontology annotation, biological process: protein ubiquitination. Gene Ontology annotation, cellular component: cytoplasm. Gene Ontology annotation, molecular function: ubiquitin protein ligase activity; zinc ion binding; protein binding. Bases 1 to 1389 code for a protein of 462 amino acids. The transcript has 6 exons. NCBI's taxonomy places the organism in Eukaryota, Metazoa, Chordata, Chondrichthyes, Myliobatiformes, Myliobatidae. The record is from RefSeq and is a predicted model, not a curated record.
AUGGAAGAUCAUCUGUCUUGUGCUGUGUGUCAUAAUCUGUUCCAAGAUCCUGUCUUAAUCGACUGUGAUCACAGCUUCUGCCGAUCCUGUAUUACUCAGUACUGGAAGCGACCCGGAACAGCGGCUUGUCCCCUAUGUAGGAGAGAGACUUCCUCCAAAAUUCUGAGGCCAAAUCGCACCCUCGCCGGCAUCGUAGAGUCGUUUGCGAAACGGGAGACAACUCAGCAGGAAUGCAACCGCCACAAGGAGACUCUGACCCUGUUUUGUCAGACCGACAAGCAGCCCCUCUGUGUGCUCUGUCAGCAUUCAAAGAAUCAUCGUGGCCACAAGCUGUUGCUGCUGGAAGAGGCCGUGCAGGAGUUCAAGGAAGAACUGAAAACCUCACUGAAGCCAAUCCUGGACAAGAAGGAGGAAUGUGCUGUUGUAAAAAGUGAUUAUGAGAAAACAUUAAAGCAUAUUCAGGACCAGGGAGAAAUGGCAGAGAAACAGAUUAAAGCAGAGUUCGAAACACUGCGUCGGUUUCUCCGUGACCAAGAAAGGAUCGCGCUGGAAGAUCUCGAACUGGAGAGAGAGAGAAACUUCCUGGAGAUGAAGGGAAAGAUCAAGGAUGCAACAGAAGUCAUCUCAUCACUUUCAGACACCAUUCAGGACAUUGAAGAAGGGCUGAAGGAAGAGGACAGCAUCAAAUUUUUAACAAGAUUUCCAGAAACACAGAAAAGAGCAAAGCGACCUGUGCCAGAGCUGCAGAAGGUUUACCCUUUAAUAAAUGUGGGGAAGCAUGUUGGCUCACUGCAGUACAGAGUGUGGAAGAAGAUGCUGACCAUCAUCAAUGCAGCUCCAGUCAUCCUUGACCCCAACACAGCCAGUCCGUAUCUUCUGCUGUCCGAUGAUCUGAGAAGUGUGAGAUACACCGGGAAACGGAGGGACCUUCCCAGGAACCCACAGAGGUUUGAUCCCUGUGUGUCUGUCCUGGGAUCAGAAGGAUUCACAUCAGGAAGACAUUCCUGGGAGGUGGACGUGGGGAAUAAGACUAACUGGGACAUUGGCAUAGCCAAGGAUUCCAUCAACAGGAAGGGGGAUAUCAUCCUGAAUCCGGAUAAUGGAUAUUGGGCGGUGGCACUGAGAAAUGGGACAGAGUACUCGGCCUGUACUCAGCCAUGGAAACGCCUAGCACUGAGUGUUCACCCGAGAAAGAUCCGGAUCUGCCUGGAUUAUGAAGGAAGGAAAGUGUCCUUUCAUGAUGUGGAUAACCAGUCCCACAUCUACACUUUCAUUGCUACAUUUACUGGGAAACUAUAUCCUUACUUCUCUCCAUAUCUUAAUUCUGACGGCAAGAAUUCUGACCCACUGAUAAUCUGUCACCGCAGAGUAACAAUCCAGGAGAAUUAAGAUCCAACCUGGAAUAAAACAGUAGCCAGCAUCGGGUACAACAUUCCCAGACCUUGUAUUGAUAGGGAGCCCUCACAGGAAACCCAGAGAGAAUUAGAAGUCUGCAAUGAGUAGCCGAUAUUCUGCCCCAGGACUCAGCGGGACAGUGUGGGGACCUGGCAGUGGUGCAGGUUCUGGGAGACCUCUCUGACAUCAACAGGGAGAGUCUGGAAAACCAGGAGCAGAAAUCCCAGUUGUAUUGCACAGUCUGUGCCUUCAUUCAAAUUAUUUGUUCAUAUGCUGACCACAGAACUGUUGGUGCUUCUAGACGUUCAACCCCUCGUUGACAUUAAAAUGAAGGCAGCAUAUUCCUGUAGAUGUGUCCACUACAUCCCCUGGCAUGUUCCAAUGACUUGACCCCCUAGUCCUGUUCAUAAGAGGAUUCCAAUGUCUCAUGUGACUCUCUGUGAAGUGUAAUCCCACUUCACCUCUGACACAAAUAGGCAAUUCCUUAUCAUGAAACUGCAACCCCCUGGUUUCUGAUUGCCCUUGAGAGACAAUGUCUACUCAGCAUCUCUUCUGUUUUAUGUUCUGCAGAGUCUUAUAUAUUUCAGAAAUGUCAUCUCCCGCUUUUAUAAUCCCAAAAAGUGUCAGGGUACAUAGCUUGACAAUUCCUCAUAAAGUAGCACUCCAUCCUAGGAAACAACCCAGAGGCCUUCCUCUGCAUUAUCAACUUCUCUGCUCUUUUAUAUAACACCUCACUGAAUAGCCAGCACACUCACUGGUUCAUCUUUAUCCAUCCUGUUUGUUGGAUCCAAACAAAAUGCUCCAAAUCUUUUACAAAAUUUUAUUUUCAUGCUUUAUAUUGUGGGAAUUGCAAACAAUCUUCUGCUUGCUGCAUCCACACAC